GCUAAUUCCUCUUACAGUCCUGAGUCUGAUUUCGCUCAUUUGCUCUGAAUGCCUUUUUGUCCUCAGAAUGUAUGUGCUCUGGAACAGAAAUAGAAUUCUACUUGUAGCCAUGCUGUCCAGCCUUUUUGCUGUCACUGUAUUAUGCACCAUCAUUAGUUUUACUCCUAUUGUGAUUGGUUAUUUUACGGCUAAUGUGAUCCCAGACUGUCCCAAGAGCUUCGGCAGUUUCUCAUUCUUCAUACCGUUUGCUCUCUUGCUUGUGUUCCAACUGGUACUGGUGUCCCUCACACUCGUGCGUGUCAUACAGAGUUGGCAGUUGGCCAAGGGUCCUCUGUACGCCAUCCUAUUGAAGCACAACAUAUUCUACUAUGCAUGUGGUUUGCUUCUCUCGAUCAUAAACGUUCUUGUGCCAUUGCUGCCGCUUCCUGAUUUCAUAUCCUAUUUCCUCCCCGAAGGUUUGGAGACCUUUAUCCUUGUGAUCCUUGCUACGCGCAUGCACCUCCACCUCUGGCAUAUGGACCAGCAUGUGGACACCUCUGAUAUUGUCGCAUGGAUAUAUAUGCCGGACAUGUCACCUGCAGACUGUGCAGUGUAACAUCUUAUCACGUGGGUUAUUUGGCGUUGUUUGUGAACUUGAAGUGGGACUUUGAGCACAUGGUACGAGCCCCGGAGGAUUAGCCUCUGGGGAGGUUCUUUCAAGACUCUUUUCCUAAUUGCACUUAUGAUCACCUCUUGGCACCUUCGU
Suillus subaureus is the source of this 745-nucleotide messenger RNA. RefSeq lists its product as uncharacterized. The coding region runs from base 68 to 595 and encodes 175 amino acids. NCBI's taxonomy places the organism in Eukaryota, Fungi, Basidiomycota, Agaricomycetes, Boletales, Suillaceae. The record is from RefSeq and is a predicted model, not a curated record. The transcript is spliced from 8 exons.